Messenger RNA from Prunus armeniaca (apricot), 582 nucleotides. NCBI's taxonomy places the organism in Eukaryota, Viridiplantae, Streptophyta, Magnoliopsida, Rosales, Rosaceae. The record is from the annotation of a GenBank genome assembly.
AUGUCAGUAGCUGAUCCAAAGGCAGACAAGUCCAGCCCUGCAGGGGAUGCAAGCGUGUCUGUUCUGGUCAAGAUGCACUUUCUAUCAAGUUCAUCCGCUUGUGCUGAGCUAGUUGAUCAAAUUCGUCAGGCUGGCGAUCUUGGUACUUUUUCAAGUCUUUCAUUGGAAAAACAAAGGGAAGCAACAUUGCGUCUGCUUCAAAAAGGACUAGUUUUUGUUGUUAAGACUAUUUGGAAGUCGUCUGCUGUUACCCCCUCUUCUGCUCAGCUUAAUGAUUUGGAGAAGAAGGAUGCCGAACUGAUUAGCAAGCUUUCUACCGAGCAGACCCGUUAUGAGAAUAAGACGUCUGAUUUGAGGACGAUGAUAUCUGCGCUGAAGAGUUCCUUUGUUGAGAAGGAUUCUGAGCUUAGCUCUUCUGCUGCUGACUUGGCUAGUCAAAAAUAUGCUUACUUUCAUCUUAAGAGCAAGAAUGCUGACAUCUCUCUUAGUUAUGAUAAGCUCUUGCCUAGAUUUCGCGCCUAUCACAAGUCUGCUGAAGAAUCCAAGUCCGAAGCUACCAUGGAUGUGUACAAGCUGGGCUAA